AUGACAAAACGUACUCCCGGAAAGGCUGUCCCACGCGGCACGAGAAACAUCUACGCCAAAUUCAACAUUGGUCUUGCGGAAUUCGAACGCCAGGAAAUUCUCUUGAAUUUUCUCCGAAUAAGCUACGUGCCUGAGCUCAAUGAAUUUCUCGACGAUGGUGGAGAUAGCACUAUGUUUUUUCGGAGUCCACUACGCGCUAGAGCCUUCAAAGCAAAACUAUUGGAUAGGCUCCAUGAGCUUCCAGCUGAUAUAAGAGCCUGUGCGCCCGACGAUGAGACCUGUGUUAAAUAUUUAUGGGAAAUUCUCAUAGAGCAUCGGAACUUCAAGGAGAAUGCAGUAUGGUUAAACCAUGCGACUAUUAAUCCCGAUGGCUCAUAUGUUACUUUCAGUCGUGCUCGACCUGCUGGCCCUGCUGCUCCCCUCCCCGCUGUUGUACCUGGUCCUCCAAUUGUCCCUGUCGGCCCAGUCGUCCCUGGUGGUCCCGGGUCUGGAUUCAUCCCUGCUUUCGCCCCUCCGCCUCCCCCACCUAUUCCUGCUCCCGCAGUUGGUCCUACUUCCCCCGAGGUCGUCGAUUUUGAAGGUGUUAGUGAGAGAGCUCCCAGUCCCGAUCUUGGUACGGAAUUUUUAUCUACAGAUGUUCGUCCAGAACUCCCUGGACUUCCUGCCAUCUCAGAUCUUUCGCCAGGUUCCAGGCAUACUGAUCUUCCUGUUCGUCCAGAACUCCCUGGACUUCCUGCCAUCUCAGAUCUUUCGCCAGGUUCCAGGCAUACUGAUCUUCCUGUUCGUCCAGAACUCCCUGGGCUUCCUGCCAUCUCCGAUCUUUCGCCAGGCUCUAGGCAUACUGAUCUUCCUGUACGUCCAGAACUCCCUGGGCUUCCUGCCAUCUCAGAUCUUUCGCCAGGCUCUAGGCAUACUAAUCUUCCUAUUCGUGAAAAGAACCCCGAUUCACCAGCUUCACUGGACCUAGAAGAUCCCAUUUUGGGCACCGCCUCCCCCACUCUGGAGGCUGGUGAUCUAUUUGACCAGUUCAUAAACUAUGAUGCUGAUACUGAUUCACAGUCGUCCAAGAAGAGAGCGAAUACCACCGAGGCUGAAAAGGGUGGAGUUGUCCCAGAUAAGAAGACUCGCAAGCGUUCUAGAGAUGACGAGGAGGAGGAGCUUCCCAAACCCACGAAGAGAACUAAGCGGCCCCGACAGAAUAUCAAGCGUCCCCGGACAAAGAAUACUAAGAAAUCCCGAACCAAAAAGGUUUAG
Molecule: messenger RNA, 1254 nt
Organism: Penicillium brevicompactum
Lineage: Eukaryota; Fungi; Ascomycota; Eurotiomycetes; Eurotiales; Aspergillaceae
Exons: 1
Coding region: 1-1254 (417 amino acids)
Source: RefSeq, a predicted model, not a curated record